ACAGAUCAUUUGUUAAUUGAUAAGUUACAUUUCGGUACACACACCGGCAUUGCAAUAGUAUACAAGUGUUGUGUGAAAAUAGUUUUUCAUCUUUAACUAUAAGAUGAAAUUUAACAUAAUUUUAUCAACAUGUCUUAUGUUGAUAAUAUUCACAUUCCAACAGACAACAUUUGUAAAUUGUACCGAUUAUUCAGGAAUCGAUCCAGUAGCUGAAACCGGCUUACCACCAUUAAUUUCAGAAUUAAAUAAAAAAUUAACAGUAUGCGAGGAGUUAAAACAAUUAACUGAUGAAAAAAUUCAAGAAUUCUGUAAAAGCACGGAAUAUAGUGUGUACAUGAAAUGUGUUGAAUAUAAUAAAAAAAAAUUCCAAGAACAAAAACGUCGCAUGAAACGACAUACGGAUUGCGACUUAGAUUGUGAUCAGGAUGAUAUAUGUGAUAAUAAUAUUUGUCAGAAUUCAUGUCGUUCUUGUGGGAAUGAUUGUAAUGAAUGUAAUUCGUGUAGCCGUUGUACAUCACAAACUUGCUGUCACAGACAUUGUCAUCGCCAAUGUAUAACUACGAGUUGUCGCCGUGCAUGUGUAAACAAUUGUGUGAAUACGACGAGUACGUCAAAUAAUGCCCCAAAUAUCUCUCAUACGAGUAAUACAACUGUCUUGAAUUCGUAUAAUUUGACGACCUCAAUUAAAUUUACGAAUUAUAUUAAUACUUCAAAUGUUGUUGAUAUUCCCAUCAAUAUUAACACAACGAAUAUCAAUAAUAUUACGCUAACCGAACAAGUAUCAAAUACAGAACGUCAGGGUCAGGAACUAUGUUGCUACAUAACAACUCCAACAGAAUGUGUUAACAUCACUGUUGCUCCUUACGUACAAUGUAUUCAUCGUCGUCAUAAAGUAUGUGGUCAAGAAUGCUAUCAACCAGCACCUCCACCACCUCCACCGGUAGUCAUUCGUGUUCCAUAUCCAAUUCCUCAACCGUAUACAGUAGUUCAAACAGUACGUGUCCCACAACCAAUUCCAGUCGAACGUGCAGUACUUGUAAGGCAACCAUUUCCAGUGCCACAACCGUAUCCCGUACGUCAACUUGUGCAACAACCAAUACCAAUACCACAACCGUACCCUGUACGUGAGGUUGUACGGCAAUAUGUUCCAGUCCCACAACCAUAUCCUGUUCGUAUACUUCAACCAGUACCGUUUAUACAACCUCAACCUCAACCGAUCCCAAUACCUCAACCGGUCCCAAUACAACCCGUACUACAACCCAUAUUGUACCCACCACGACCAUCUUGUCCACUCUGUGGGGUAGGUGGCUGUCAACAAGUAUCUGGAAUGCUCACAUGUAGACCAUACGGACCUAAUUUUGGAUACUAUGGAAGUAUUGGUAGCUCUCCAAUAAGCAUGGGAGCUGGAAGUUUACCAUUGUAUGGUAGUGGUGGAAUUGCUAGUCAAGUAUUAUAUUCUACAGGAAAUACAUCAAAUUUAGGAAUUGAAAAUCGCGAAAUAGUACAACAACCAUCCCCAUUGAUUGGAUCAACUCUGGCACAGUUUAAUACUGACAUUCUAGGUUCCGAUCCAACAAUCGCCAAUCAAAAUGUACUUAAUACAGCCGGAGCAUCGUACGCUUUACCAGCGACUGGUCAAAUGGGCGGCUAUGCAUAUGAUAACCAAUUGGGAGGAUACGGUGCCGGUGCACCAUUAGGUGGAUACAUUGGCGGGGCGCAAUUAGGCGCAUAUCCUGGUAGCGUUCAAUACUCAACGGAUCAAUUAGGACAAGGAUAUGGUGCUGGAGGUGUACAAUACAUACAAUCCCAACCCGGUGUACAAUACGCAACCGUUACUGGAAAUCAAACAGUACCAAUACAGACAUUACCUGGUGUUCUAUCUGAUCAAUCGAAUAUUGGUCAAUAUCAAUAUGCCGGUGUAGCCAAUGCAAAUGUAUAUCCAGGAACGGGUACAUAUUCUGCGAUUGGAAAUCCAGGAACAACGUAUAAUAUGACAUCAACAGAUACAUCUACUGCCCGUCCAUAUGGAUUACAUCAAUUUUUUAAUAAUUAAUCUACAAUUAGUUAAGAAUAACUACUUUAAAUCUGCCAUUUUAUAAUCAUUAAAUUAAUGUAUAUUUUAAUUAUAUUAAUGAAAACCUUAAAAAAAGUAUUUUCAAUAUUAAUGAAACAUGACAUAUCAAUAUGUUCAAAAUUCUUGUAGAAAAAGAACUAGAAAUAUAAAGCAAAUAAAUAAUUUACUUAUUUAAAAA
This is a messenger RNA of Chrysoperla carnea, 2252 nucleotides long. RefSeq lists its product as uncharacterized. NCBI's taxonomy places the organism in Eukaryota, Metazoa, Arthropoda, Insecta, Neuroptera, Chrysopidae. The transcript has 5 exons. Bases 104 to 2053 code for a protein of 649 amino acids. The record is from RefSeq and is a predicted model, not a curated record.